CUCAAACUCCUUCUUUUUCCCUUUCUUUAUUAUAUAUUUACUAGCUUUUCAUUAUGAGUCCUGACGUUAUUCCCGUAGUAGCAGCUGGUUUAGGCGGCUUAUUUGGCACCAUGUAUCUGGAUUCGCGAUAUCUUCUUAGCAGAGACUUUCAUCAGCUAAAAGCAGGUUUAUUAGCGAAUUUAAGCAUUCGACUUUGGGAACUUCAAGACAAGACCCAUUAUUAUUUUCGCUUCAAAGAAAAGGCAAAGGCUAAUCCGGACAAGCUCUUUGUCAUGUUUGAAGGAAAAGGCUAUACCUUUCGUCAUAUAGAAAAAGCCUCUAAUAGAUUGGCGCAUUGGUUAAUUGCACAAGGCACUAAGAAAGGAGACAUCGUGUGCAUGAUGCUCCAGAAUCAUCCUACCUUUUAUAUCUCUCUUUUGGCCAUUAGCAAAAUUGGUGCUAUCCCCUCAUUAAUCAACACUAAUCUAAUGGAUGAUUCAUUAUUGCACUGCUUAAGAAUAGCCAGUACGAGAUUACUUCUUUUUGAUCCCGUGUACGAAAAGCAAGUCGCAACCAUACUGGAUGCCUGUCGUGAGCUUAAUGUUAACCUGAUUGCUUAUGGUGAAUCCACGGAAGAAAAUGAAUUACCACCUCUUCCCUUUGCAUCUACUCUCACGCCAAGUGUCUUGGCCUCUUUUUCUGAUGCAGAUACAAGCGAAGAGCCGCUUAAAGGUGUAAAGCCAUCAGAUGCCGCCUAUUUGAUUUACACAAGUGGGACUACGGGAAUGCCAAAGGCCGCCAUUAGUCAACAUUCUCGUAUUGGCUUUGGACUGGUAAUGUAUGCUAAUGUUACUGGUAUUCAAGAGGGCGAUAGAGUGUACUGUGUAUUACCACUUUAUCAUAGCUCCGGAAUGAUUGUGGCAUCCUCUGUAGCCCUAUAUGCUGGAGCUACGAUUGUACUUGGCCGUAAGUUUUCUGCAAGACGGUUCUGGAACGAUUGUGUGGAUUACAAGGUCGAUGUGUUCACAUACAUUGGUGAAUUCUGUAGAUAUCUUCUAAGCCAACCACCUCAUCCCGAAGAAAGGAAUCACAAGGUGAAAAUGGUUUAUGGCAACGGUAUGAGACCUGAUGUCUGGAGAAGGUUCCAAGAGAGAUUUAACAUCCCCAAAGUCUGCGAGUUUUAUGCCGCUACUGAAGCACCGACAACUUUAUUUAAUGUAAAUACCGGAGAACUUGGAGCUGGUGCGGUAGGUUCUCGAGGUAUUGUCUUCCGUACGAUUCGUUCAGAAGUUCAGUUGAUUAAGAUUGAUCCUAUUACGGAAGAACCUAUCAGAGAUAAGAAUGGGUUCUGUGUAAAGAGCAACUAUGAUGAACAAGGUGAAUUAGUUGUUCGUAUGGAUGAAGGCAGCCAUGUCACAUUUGGUGGCUAUUACAAGAAUAAAGGAGCUACACAGAAAAAGAUUUUAAGAAAUGUGUUUAAGAAAGGGGAUGCAUACUUUCGUAGCGGUGACUUGCUAAAGAUGGAUAAAGAUGGCUUUUACUAUUUUGGUGACCGUGUGGGAGACACCUUCCGCUGGAAGUCUGAAAAUGUUGCUACAACAGAAGUUGCUCAAGCAAUCGGAGUGUAUCCUGGCAUCGCAGAAGCCAACGUAUACGGUGUCACGGUUCCUAACCAUGAUGGUCGCGCUGGCAUGGCUGCGCUCGUAUUGAAAGAAGGAGUAUCGUUAGAUUUCAAAGAGCUCUAUCAGUACCUCCGUCAAAAGUUACCAAAGUAUGCUAUUCCAGUCUUCAUAAGAUUUGUGCCUGCUAUGGACCUUACAGGUACCUUUAAACAACAAAAGGUGCAGUUCCGUAACCAAGGUAUUGAUCUUACACAAAUUCCUGAAUCUGAGCCUGUUUACUGGCUUAAGGGAGAUACAUAUGUUCCUUUUACAUUAGAUGACUAUGCGAAAAUCGACGUUGGCAAAGUAAAACUGUAAAUGAUUCUUUGUGAUUUUAUUUAUUUAUCCUAUUGAUACAUGGAUUAUAUUUUCUAAACAAUAAAGUAUUCCAUUGUAAGUUUUGAUCAGCG
Rhizopus microsporus ATCC 52813 is the source of this 2050-nucleotide messenger RNA. Its product is annotated as acetyl-CoA synthetase-like protein. Lineage: Eukaryota; Fungi; Mucoromycota; Mucoromycetes; Mucorales; Rhizopodaceae. The record is from RefSeq and is a predicted model, not a curated record. Gene Ontology annotation, molecular function: long-chain fatty acid-CoA ligase activity; long-chain fatty acid transmembrane transporter activity. The coding region runs from base 54 to 1958 and encodes 634 amino acids. The transcript has 14 exons.